Messenger RNA from Thunnus maccoyii (southern bluefin tuna), 3204 nucleotides. RefSeq names its product DNA damage-induced apoptosis suppressor (gene ddias). Gene Ontology annotation, cellular component: nucleus; cytoplasm. Gene Ontology annotation, biological process: negative regulation of intrinsic apoptotic signaling pathway in response to DNA damage. NCBI's taxonomy places the organism in Eukaryota, Metazoa, Chordata, Actinopteri, Scombriformes, Scombridae. The record is from RefSeq and is a predicted model, not a curated record. The transcript is spliced from 5 exons. The coding region runs from base 173 to 2761 and encodes 862 amino acids.
UCAAAACAACACGGAGAAGAGCACUUUUGGUGGCAAGUUAGAAAUUCGUUGUGAGUUCAGAAAUAAUCGUUGGUAAGGAAGUUACUGUCGUUACUUUACAGUUAAGUUAAUUUAAACGUGAGCUAGCUGCAGCCGAGUGUCUGCUCCUCAGAUUCAACUCCUGGCAGACUAAAUGUCUGUUAGACGGGCUCUGGUGGAUUGUGCUGUGCUGUCUCUGCAAGAUACCUGUGUGUUUUAUCCGUGUUGUAAAGGCUGCUUCUCAAGGAUUGAUGUUCAGCAGCAGCAGGACACGACGAGAUGCAGAUGCUCCAGGUGUGGUUACAGCUGUCUGAGGGAACAGGUUGAUUACAGAUACCGUCUGUCACUGAGGGUAACCCGGGACAAGAGUAUAUUUGGAGUAACAGUAUUUGGCAAUAGCUUGAACCCAUUCUUUGGCAUUCAUGCAAGUGGUUUACAGAGGUUGGUGGAGAAUUUGGAAGGACCAACUGAACCAUCAACCAGAUCCACUUUGUUAGUGAAGGCUGUCACGGACUGUUUCAUUGGCAGACAUUUUAUCUUUGGAAUAAAGGUAGCAGAAACAGAAAGUGGGCCUUGGUUAGGAGGGCGUGCUCCGAAUGGCUCCAACAGUACAGACAUGGUCCAGUUCAUUGCCAGUCAGAUGAUUCUCCCAAAAGCUACCGGCCUGGGAGGCUGCUCAGUGGUUAGUUAUUAUCGGAUCCUUCUUCAGAAAGCAGAAUAUGAGCAAGAAUCCACUGAUCACAGCAAAACCUACAGACCCCCAGCAACAGUCCCGCUGAUGGCUCCUCAUCAUUCUUCAGCCAGCAGCUUCAAUAAUACCACACUUUCUGCCUCAGGUCUUCUUUCCCAGUCACUGCAAAGAUCUCAGCAUCAAGACUGCACCCUUACUCCCACCCCACCAUGGGAUCAAUCACUAGGACUAGUUACUUCAUCGGCAGAGCAGGAGGAAGGCUGCAGUACCCAGGACAGCGGAGAUGAGAACAGCAAACAGACAGACAACAAAACACCACGUCAUGCACAGAGAGGCUGUCUGGAGAAUCAUAGUGUCAAAGAGGAGAAAGUGCCGUCAUCCCUUCUUUCCUUAAACAGCAGUUCUUACAACAGUCCAUCAUUUGCCAAAUACCCAUACUCAUCCAUUGAAAAAGCUGUCGGAAACACCCCCAUCCUGAACACUUGGUUCAGUCCCUCCCCAGUUAGCCAUAAAAAGGAUCUAUCAAUCAGCUCCAAGGCAAAGGGAUGCUCUACUAGAACACUCACCAAAACAUUUUUGUCAAGCUCCAUGGCUUGGGAGGAUUUACCUUUUUCUGAGAGUCUCUCAGAGUUUUUGUGUGAGAAAGAUUUUGACAGAGUUAGUGAAACAGAUUUGCAUCUAAAUGUGAAAUAUCAAAGAGAAACAGCAAGAAACAACAUUAGAAUCAGAUCGCAAGACAAGAACUUAUCGAGUGAAUCCAUUUCUGUUUGUCAGAGUAACACACAUAUGACAGACAUUCACUCACAAAAAGUACUGGACAUCACUAAUACAACUGCACAGAACAUUGGAGGUGACAGACAUGAUUUAUCUGACGAGACAUAUCAGGACCGAGCCAGCAACAUUUGUUCUGAUGAGUGUAAGCAGGAGGACGAGAAAGCAGUUUCUCUUCUUUCUGAAAACAAUGAAGAAGAGCAGCUUGAAGGGGAUGUCUACAAUUGUUCAGCAGACCUAUUCAGUAGCUCACCAAUAGAUAUGAACAAAAAGAUGCUUAACAUGCAUGCAGAAACUGUCAGGACGACCUCAGAAGCUUGCCCACUUGUUAACAGGUCCCUUAGAAGUGAAAGGUGGGCUAAAGGCCCACCUUUAACACCAGACAGACGGGAACCAAAGAGCAAUAAAUGCAUCAGCAGAGAUAGUUGUGACAGUUUAAUUCCACAAGACAGUCAAGAUCAGUCUCUUGACUUCAUUCCUUCCUCUCAGUCCACCCCCGUUGUAAAAGUAGCUGAUGCUUCAGGAUCACCUGCCUCCUCAUACAGCACCUUGACAUUGAGUGAAUUCAGUUCACGAUCCAACUGGCAAGAUUCUUGUGCGUUUUACAGAAAUCUGCCUGAACUGGUCAGUAAAAAGCCAGCCAAAACCACAUCUUUUCCUCGUAAAUUAAACAGCGUCAGUGCUGACCAGCUGCCCCAGUGUGGCAGAGAGUCUACAAAAGAAAACUUGGUGUGGGGUACGACACCCAUCAGACGCAGCCACAGAUUCACCCAAAAAAGGAGGUUCUGGAAACCUGACAAGCAUAAACACCAUCUGCUGGCCUCACAGCACCUGACAAUCCAGAGAGGGGUUCUAACCUUGGCGUCAAGAGGAAAGACAAACCACAAAUGUGACUCAAGUGUUUGUGAUGUGACUCAGUGUGAUUAUGAGGACAAUGAAGUAAUUGUUCCUCCUACUCCUGCUGCUAAAACACAACCGUGCGUGAAACCCAGAGGAAGGCAGACUGAUAAUAGCAGCAGUUGCACGUGGGAGGAGCAGCAGGCAGAUGGAGUUAAUUGUAAAAGAAUUGUGUUGGAUCAAACUCUCAUGUCAUCAUCAAGAGGUCUGACACAAACAGGAUAUCGUGUCUUUAGUCAGCCAUGUGACAGUGAGGCAGCAGGGUGUGAUAAAAUCACAACAGUUGAGGAGAAUUUGGAUGGAUCUAAUGGUUACCUGCUUGAUGAUGAGAGCAAGGUAUGUGAUUGGUCUAGAGAUCUGUUCUCUGACUCUCUCACAUCAUGAUUAUGAUGUGAGAGUACUGCUACUGCUGCUACUACCACUACUACCAACCCUGUGUGGAAGGAUCUAGGAAUAGAGCACAUAUAUGAAACACUAAAGAUAGGAAAAGUCUCACUUUUCCUGUUUUCAGCCACACAGUCUCCCUUAAUAAACAUUUACAGUAUCCUCAGUGUUGGACCUCACUAAUGCUCUUGUAGGUAAAUGGGAACAAAUCCCUGCAGCCAGGUUCUAAAAUAUUGUUUAAAGCCUUCUCAAAAAUGAGAAGGCUGUCACAGUGGUGGAUAAGAUGUUCCACAAUCAUUUAUGGGUUUAAUUUCUGGGUGUCCACAUACUUUUAGAGAUAUAUUUUGAAAAUAAGAAACUCCUGCACACUGUCCACUUUUAAAUAUUUAAAGCUUUUAUUGGGAAUGUGUCAGAGUAAAAGCUUAAUCAGAUGAACUUUCAAA